AUGCCGUCAUUAGCUGGCAAUAUCUAUCUCAUCGCUGCCGUGUCGGUGAUUGGGGGUGGUUUGUUUGGUUUUGAUAUCUCGUCGAUGUCUGCUAUUAUCGGCACAAGAAACUAUCUUUGUUACUUCGAUCAGGCUGAGCCGGGUCAGAAAUGCAAGGGUCCAAAACCAGAUGUUCAGGGCGGUAUCACGGCCUCCAUGGCAGGUGGCUCUUGGCUGGGUGCUCUUACAUCGGGCUUUUUGUCUGAUACAUUUGGGCGCAAGAAGUCCAUCAUGGUUGGUGCAAUUAUUUGGGUUGUUGGCUCUAUUAUCACCUGUGCAUCGCAGAAUAUUGGAAUGUUGAUUGUUGGUCGAAUCAUCAACGGUUUCAGCGUUGGCAUUAGUUCCGCCCAAGUCCCUGUUUACAUUGCAGAGUUAGCGCCUCCAUCCAAACGUGGUCGUCUGAUUGGCGCGCAACAAUGGGCAAUCACAUGGGGUAUUAUGAUUAUGUUCUAUAUUUCCUAUGGAAGCAGCAAGCUUGAUGGACCUGCGGGUUUCCGACUCGCGUGGGGUUUGCAAAUGAUCCCCGCUAUAUUGCUCUUUCUCGGUCUAAUACCCCUGCCCGAGUCACCACGUUGGCUUGCUCGCAAGGACCGCUGGGAAGAUUGCCUUAGUGUGUUGACAUUGGUGCAUGGAAGAGGUGAUCCGAACUCCCCAUUCGUCCACCGCGAAUACGAAGAGAUCAAGGAGAUGUGCGAAUUCGAACGACGAAAUGCUGAUGUGUCCUAUCUUGAACUGCUUAAACCCAGCAUGAUCAACCGCACUCAUGUAGGUGUAUUCACCCAGAUCUGGAGUCAGCUCACUGGCAUGAAUGUGAUGAUGUAUUAUAUCACAUACGUCUUCGGGAUGGCUGGCCUCACAGGAGAUACCCUGAUGGUCUCAGGUAGUAUUCAAUACGUUAUCAAUGUUGUCAUGACCAUUCCGGCGCUUCUGUGGGUGGACCGUUGGGGCCGCCGCCCGACCCUUCUAGUUGGAGCUUUCUUUAUGAUGCUUUGGCUCUUUACCAAUGCUGGGCUUCUUGCAUCUUACGGGCAUCCUGCCCCGGCAGAUCGAUUGGUCGAAGCUCAAUCCUGGUUGAUUACCGGUCCCCCUAGCAAGGCAGUUAUCGCAUGCUCCUAUCUGUUCGUUGCUUCGUUUGCUCCAACUUGGGGUCCCGUUUCCUGGAUAUACCCUCCAGAGCUGUUCCCUCUGCGGGUACGUGGGAAAGCUGUUGCCCUCUGCACAUCCGCCAACUGGGCUUUCAACUUUGCCCUUGGCUAUUUUGUUCCGCCCGCGUUUGUCAACAUCCAAUGGAAGACGUAUAUUCUCUUUGGCGUCUUUUGCGUGGCCAUGUUUAUUCAUGUCUUUUUCAUGUUCCCUGAGACAUCUGGCAAGACUCUCGAGGAAGUUGAGGGGAUCUUCACCGAUCCAAAUGGCAUCAAAUACCUAGGAACCCCUGCUUGGAAAACACGCGUUGAUUACCACCGUGCAGCGCUGCUGGAGGAGACUGGUGUAAAGGACGAGGAGAAGCUAGAACCACUGCAUGCGGAUGACAAGAACUAA
Messenger RNA from Paracoccidioides brasiliensis Pb18, 1578 nucleotides. RefSeq lists its product as uncharacterized. Gene Ontology annotation, biological process: carbohydrate transport; transmembrane transport. Gene Ontology annotation, cellular component: membrane. The record is from RefSeq and is a predicted model, not a curated record. Bases 1 to 1578 code for a protein of 525 amino acids. Gene Ontology annotation, molecular function: carbohydrate:proton symporter activity. The transcript is spliced from 4 exons.